CGCAUCAGCAGAAGUGGGUGUUGCUCGCAACGCGCGUGAUCGCGAUAGUUGUGGUGGAGGUUUUCACGUGAACCAUCAUGCUUGAAGGCACAGCCGCUGUCAUUGCUGAUCAGUACAAGAAUUGCAACGCGGCUAAAGCGGUAUCCUGGACAACGCCGCUGCUGAUGGCACCACCGCCGCAAGCUCAUGGAUAAUAUGUAUACAGUAUGCGGGGAUUAGUAGCCCGGUGAUACUGCGCAUCUUGUAUCGGGCUGGACAGCCAGCUAUCCUGUAGAAGGCGAUGAAUUGACACAGCGAUUUCAAGAGGUGGCUAUUUAUACCCACGAGUGACUUGACGUUUGUAUGCUCAGCAAAAGUGAGCCAAAGGCACUUGAAAUCUAAGCUCGCUCGCCAUGGGCUCGAAUCUGUCGCUCCUGAUCUCGGCAACCAUGCUCUUCGCCACGAUGGUGUACUACUACAAGAUGGUACUGCUCACGGAGAUGACCACGGAGGCCUCGCUCUUCAAUACGCUUUAUGCGGAGUACGCUACGCCGCAGAUGAUGGACUCGCUCAGAGCCGUGGAGGAGUUCUCGUUGCCGCCGGACGUUACACCCGAGCACGUAGCGUGCCACUCGCACAAUAACAAACUCUGGGACCGCAAAUUCGACCAUGACUGGCAGCGAUUGCUUCACUGGUACCGCAAACUCGUGUACUUUCACCGCAUGGGACUGCUUCACGAUCGCUUUUUCCGAGAGUUCCCAGGCGUCUCGCGCACACGCGAGUUUAUCCGCCACGUGGAGCCAUUCGCGCUAGGAUCCUGCCAACGCUAUCAGGUUUGCUGUCAAACACAUAAGAACUCCCUCGUUUGAUCUCUAUCGCUGAUGUACUUGGGUCCUGCCUCAGGAAAGCAACUGCUCCGAGGUGUUCGACUACCUACGCGAUCUCUACAAGCUCCCCAAGCGCCAAGCCAUAACGUGCGAUGGCCACAAGAAGCCUGUUGCCCAAGGUUCUGUGAAAGAGGAGCUCUAGGUAAAAAGGAGGAGCAGUAGGUAUAAAUCCUCCAACAAGCCGUUCAAUAGAGGGAGACGAAAUGGCAACAAAAGAACAUUCAUGCAAAAAAAUACACAUAUAUAUGGCUAGUUUGCAUUCAUCA
This is a messenger RNA of Phytophthora nicotianae INRA-310, 1132 nucleotides long. RefSeq lists its product as hypothetical. Bases 393 to 848 code for a protein of 151 amino acids. The record is from RefSeq and is a predicted model, not a curated record. The transcript is spliced from 4 exons. NCBI's taxonomy places the organism in Eukaryota, Oomycota, Peronosporomycetes, Peronosporales, Peronosporaceae.